Cynara cardunculus var. scolymus (artichoke) is the source of this 2652-nucleotide messenger RNA. Its product is annotated as glutamate receptor 3.2-like. The coding region runs from base 1 to 2652 and encodes 883 amino acids. The record is from RefSeq and is a predicted model, not a curated record. Gene Ontology annotation, molecular function: glutamate-gated receptor activity. The transcript is spliced from 6 exons. Gene Ontology annotation, cellular component: plasma membrane. Lineage: Eukaryota; Viridiplantae; Streptophyta; Magnoliopsida; Asterales; Asteraceae.
AUGAGGAAUUUAACAAUCUUUCUGAUUCUUGGAGGCUUCUUCUCAGCUGUAUAUUCAAAAACUAGUGAUGAUAUCAUAAAUAUAGGUUCCAUUUUUACAUUGAAAACCAUCCAUGGAAGAGUCUGCACCAUUGCCAUGAAGGCUGCUGUAGAUGAUGUCAAUUCUCAUCCCACAAUUCUACCAGGAAGACACUUGAAUCUUUCCAUUUAUGAUGCAAAUUUUAGCGGUUUUCUCUGCAUUAUGGGUGCAUUGAAGUACAUGGAGAUCGAUACUGUAGCUAUUAUAGGGCCACCAAGUUCCGAGAGGGCUCACGUGCUUUCAAAUCUUGUAAACGAACUCCAUGUCCCAUUGUUAUCAUUCACUGCUUUAGACCCCACGCUUUCGCCACUCCAGUACCCCUACUUUCUCCAAACAGCCCCCAAUGAUCUUUAUCAGACAACUGCUGUUGCUGCUAUACUAUCCUAUUUUCAUUACUCACAAGUAACCGCAAUCUUCACUGAUGAUGACCAGUUUCGUAACAGUAUAAACGUGUUAUCUAAACAACUUGCAAACAAGCGUUGCAGGCUCUCCGGUAAAGCACCACUUCCACCUGAUCAGGCCCAAGUAAAUACAGAUGUUAUCACAGAUGUAUUGCAUAAGGUGAUGUCAAUGGAAUCUCGUGUCAUUCUUGUACACACUUACUCCGUCACUGGUCUUAAGAUCUUUGAGAUUGCAAACAGCCUUCAAAUGAUGAAAAAUGGGUAUGUAUGGAUUGCAACCACUUGGCUAUCAACUGUUCUAGAUUCUACUGGCAUUCCUCCAAAGACUGCCGCCUCUGUGCAUGGUGUUCUUACUCUUCGUCCUCAUAUACCAGAUUCAUACAGAAAAAGAGCUUUCGAAAGACGGUGGAAGAAGAAUCUAAGUAAAGGCUCUAUUGGACUGAAUUCCUAUGGUUUAUAUGCUUAUGAUACCGUCUGGAUAAUUGCAUAUGCAAUUGACAGGUUUUUAAAAGAAGGUGGCGAAAUUUCCUUCUCUAAAGAUUUGAGCUUCAAUGAUUUGAUGGUAACCACCAGCCUGAAUCUUAAAGAUCGAAGCAUUUUUAAUGGGGGAAAGCAGUUGCUUAGCAACAUACUAGAGACAAAUAAGACCGGUUUGACAGGUCCCCUUUUGUUCAAUCCAGACAGAUCCUUGAGAAACCCUUCUUUCGAUGUGAUCAACAUAUUAGGAACACAAGGCCAACUAGUUGGAUACUGGUCUAACCAUUCUGGACUAUCGGUUGAGACCCCAGAGAGUUGUUUUGAAGUAAAACCAUGUAACCAACAGUUGGGAAGUAUAGUAUGGCCUGGGAACAUGAAAGAUAAACCGCGUGGAUGGGAAUUUUCGAACAAUGGGAGACCCUUGAGGAUUGGAGUUCCAUUAAGAGUUAGUUUUAAAGAAAUGGUUAUGCAAAUCAAUGGUUCAAAAAAGGUUGGUGGUUUUAGCAUAGAUGUCUUUCUUGCUGCCAUAAAGUUGCUUCAGUAUCCGGUUCCUUAUGAGUUCAUCAUGUUUGGGGAUGGUCAGAAGAACCCGAGCUACUCUCAGCUUGUAAACCAGAUUGCAUCUAAUGUGUUUGAUGCUGUUGUUGGUGAUAUUUCAAUUGUAAGUAACCGUACAAAGACUGUUGAUUUCACACAUCCUUAUAUGGAGUCAGGGCUGGUUGUAGUUGUCCAUAUUCGUAAACCAGACUCCAGUUCGUGGGCGUACUUGCAACCAUUUAGUCCGCCGUUGUGGGUUGUCACUGCUUUUCUCUUCCUGUGUGUUGGGGUAGUCGUAUGGUUAUUGGAACACCGACACAAUGACGAAUUUAGAGGACCACCCAAGAGACAAUUUGUCACUGUAUUAUGGUUUACCUUCUCGACUAUGUUUUUUGCUCACAGAGAAAACACCGUGAGCACCCUAGGUCGUGUGGUUCUCUUCAUCUGGCUUUUUGUGGUUCUAAUUAUCAACUCGAGCUACACAGCGAGCCUGACUUCAAUUCUAAUGGUGCAACAACUACAAUCUCCCAUCAAUGGAAUAGAAUCUUUGAUUGCUAGCAAUGAGAUUAUUGGAUUUCAGGUGGGAUCAUUUGCUGAGAAUUAUUUGAUGAAAGAAAUGAACAUCCCAAGAUCAAGACUUGUUGGUCUUGGGUCCCCAGAAGAAUUUGCUGAGAAACUGGUAGCAGGAACAGUUGCUGCCAUUGUUGAUGAAAGACCAUAUGUGGAUCUUUUUCUUUCAAACCACUGCAACUUCCAGAUUGUUGGCCAAAAGUUCACAAAAAAUGGGCUGGGAUUUGCAUUUCCGAGGGAUUCUCCAUUGGCGGUUGAUAUGUCGAAUGCCAUACUAAUAUUAGCUGAAAAUGGGGAGCUUGGAAGGAUUCACGACGAUUGGCUGAAGAAAGAAGGUGGUUGUGGUGCGAAGAGGUUGUCGUUGGUAUCGGACCAUCUUGAACUAGAAAGCUUUUGGGGACUGUUGGUGAUAUUUGGAGCAGUCUGUGUUGUUGCAGUGUUUAUACACUUUGGCGUAACACUUAACAGAUUCAGAAAAGAAUCUUAUGAUUCCAAAAAGCCAAGGCAAAGAGGGUACCGGAGGUUUCUGUCAUUUUCAGAUAGAAAACAAGAAGUCGUGUCCACAAACAAGUUAAAAGAGAGAGAAUAG